UACCGCCUUUGUGUUGUAAGCAAAUUAUAGUCCGCCCAAAACUUUCUGAUUAUUUUUGUUUGCUUGACAUUGCAUAAUUUAGUAAAGAAAAUUUAAUUUUAUUCAAGUAAAAGUUCUAAAAUUGUUUGAUCCAAAGAAAUUUUAUUAAAAGAGGUAAAGAAAUAUGGAAGAAUUUUUGAAGAUUGAAAAAAUUGGCGAAGGUACAUAUGGCGUUGUGUACAAAGGUAAAAAUAAACGUACCGGCCAAUUUGUGGCGAUGAAAAAAAUACGAUUGGAGUCAGAAGAUGAAGGUAUACCAUCAACUGCUAUCCGAGAAAUAUCACUGUUAAAAGAAUUACGUCAUCCAAAUAUUGUAACGUUAGAAGAUGUCCUUAUGGAAGAAGCACGAUUAUAUUUAAUUUUUGAAUUUUUAUCAAUGGAUUUAAAAAAGUAUAUGGAUAGUUUGGGUAGUGGGAAUAUGAUGGAUCCGGAAUUAGUGAAAAGUUAUUUGUUCCAAAUAACUAAUGCCAUAUUAUUUUGUCAUAAAAGGCGUGUUUUACAUAGAGAUUUAAAGCCACAAAAUUUAUUAAUCAACAAAAAAGGCGUUAUUAAGGUAGCAGAUUUUGGUUUGGGACGAACAAUUGGUAUCCCAUUACGUGUAUUAACACAUGAAGUUGUUACAUUAUGGUAUCGGGCUCCAGAAGUAUUACUUGGUGCAACCAGAUAUUCAUGUCCAAUUGAUAUAUGGUCGAUUGGUUGUAUUUUCUCUGAAAUGGCAACACGAAAACCACUCUUCCAGGGCGAUUCAGAAAUCGAUCAAUUGUUCAGAAUUUUCAGAGUUCUUAAAACACCUACAGAAGAAAUUUGGCCCGGUGUAACAUCAUUACCAGAUUACAAAGCAUCAUUUCCAAAUUGGACAAAAGAUAAUUUAGAUGCACAAAUCAAAAAUAUGUCAGAAGAUGGUAAAGAUUUAUUACGACAAAUGUUAGUGUACGAUCCAGCCCGACGUAUUAGUGCCCGUGAUGCAUUAAAUCAUCCGUACUUUAAAGAUGUAGAUACUACAAUCGGUACUCGAAUCAUGUGUUCAUAAUUCUAUUCAUAGUUUUCGUCGAUGAUCGUUUAACAUAUCACAUAUUUUUUUUGUCUCUUAUAAAUUCCACAGACUUUAAUUUAAAGGCCAUUUUUAAAUCGUCGACUAAACAUGUUCCAAAAUGUUUGAAAAAUGUCCAAAAGUACAAUUUCUAUAUCGAAAUAUUGGGAGGACUUAAGAAUUAGUUUGUGUUGAAUUUACUUUUUACCAAAUCCCACAAACUUUUUUUAUUUGAUAAUACAUUUAUAAAAUUUUUUUUACUGAUAAGACCUAGGCCCUUAAGAUGUAACGAUUGUUCGCCAUCAUCUAAUAUAGAAAAUAUAUCCAAGUAAAUUUAAAAAUAAAGAAAAUUGUGAAUAGUCUUUAAGUAGUGAAAUUAAUUUUUUUUUAAAGAAAAUUUAAGAUGUUUUAUUAAAUGACUUUAGUUAGGGAAUAUUUUGAUCGAAGCUUUCCAGGAUUGUCGUAUAUAUCUUCCAAGAACAAAGUUAUAUUAAUUCAACUUGUGACAUAUGCGACAUUCUUUAGAUGCCUUCAAGUUUGUUCUUUUUGAUUGCAUGAGACGAUUUUCUUCUUUAUAGAAACAUGCUAAUACAAAAACAUAUCGAAACUUCGAACUAAUUCUGAUGGGUUUAUAAUAAUUUUACGCGUUCUUAAACCUUAAAGUUUUGUCAUAAAUAAAUUUAUAUGAUUAAUUAUGGCGCAGAAAUAAGCCUUUCGAUAAUUGAUCGUUUCAAAAAAAGAACAAUCUUUAUCCAUAGGAUCAUCCCCUUAACAGUAUUCAUUACGAAAAUAUAUUUAAAAAUACAAUCAAUCCUAAUAUUGUUUUAAAAUAAUCACCAG
Chrysoperla carnea is the source of this 1909-nucleotide messenger RNA. It is a transcript of the gene Cdk1, whose product is annotated as cyclin-dependent kinase 1. Gene Ontology annotation, biological process: protein phosphorylation; G2/M transition of mitotic cell cycle; mitotic G2 DNA damage checkpoint signaling. The transcript has 4 exons. Gene Ontology annotation, cellular component: nucleus. Lineage: Eukaryota; Metazoa; Arthropoda; Insecta; Neuroptera; Chrysopidae. The record is from RefSeq and is a predicted model, not a curated record. The coding region runs from base 164 to 1069 and encodes 301 amino acids. Gene Ontology annotation, molecular function: cyclin-dependent protein serine/threonine kinase activity; RNA polymerase II CTD heptapeptide repeat kinase activity; ATP binding.